Molecule: messenger RNA, 4659 nt
Organism: Cheilinus undulatus (humphead wrasse)
Lineage: Eukaryota; Metazoa; Chordata; Actinopteri; Labriformes; Labridae
Product: flavin-containing monooxygenase 5-like
Exons: 12
Coding region: 1-1902 (633 amino acids)
Molecular function (GO): N,N-dimethylaniline monooxygenase activity; flavin adenine dinucleotide binding; NADP binding
Source: RefSeq, a predicted model, not a curated record
AUGACUGGCUUCACGACUGACAUCACGUUUGACAUCAUGUCUGACAUCACGACUAAGAUCACAUCUUACAUCACAUCUGAUAUCACGACUGACAUCACGACUGACAUCACAUCCAACAUCCCUUCUGACAUCAGGACUGAAAUCACGACCGACAUCAUGUUGCUGUCUCAGAGCACAAAGGACAUGAUGGGUCCCUGUCAACCCAGCACUUUAGGUGAUGUUCAUCCACUGUCCCUGCUUAGCCUGAGCCACAGCCUUAGUACACCUUACUACUUCCUCCUGUCUACGUACCUGUUCCACUACCAGUCUCCUUCUAUCUUUAGGACCUGCUUUGUUCCAUGCCGGUCUACCUGGGCCAAGCCCCAGGCCUCCCCGACCUAUCUGGACAUUGCCUACAAUCUCAGCAUGCCUAAGAGCUGCCUCUGCCUCCUCUACUGCCUGUCUUGGAGGCUGAGAGCCACGGGUGGAGGAGUUGGUGUCCUGGGUGGUGGUGUCCCCCUUCCUGGUGUGCUGUGUUUCCCUGGUCAAGGUUCCCCCUUCAUGUCCGUGAGAACGACAGUGAGGAGUGUCACACAGAGAGCAGAUUUCUCAGAGUCUGGUCGGUGGGACGUAGUGACCGUCACUAGGAACGGAGACGAGGAGAGACACGUGUUUGACACUGUUCUGGUGUGUUCAGGUCACUACACGCAUCCAGCCCUACCUCUGACGGACUUUCCAGGAAAUGAGAAGUUUUCAGGAAGCUGUAUGCACAGCUGGGAGUUUAAAGAUGCAGACGCCUGCAGAGGGAGGAAGGUGGUGGUGGUCGGGAUCGGAAACUCUGGAGGAGACAUCGCAGUAGAGAUCAGCAGAUCUGCACACAAGACGUUCCUGAGUACUCGCCAGGGCGCCUGGGUCAUCGGCAGGAUGUCCAGUAACGGUCUACCCCUCGACAUGACCGCCAUCACCCGGGUGAAUAACGUCCUCAUGAAGCUUCUUCCUAAGACUCUCACCAACUGGGCAGCGGAGAGAUCACUGAACCAAAAAUACGACCACCGACUGUACGGCCUGCAGCCCAAACACGGACUUCUGAGCAGACGUCCUCUCAUCAACGACGAUCUCCCCGGUCGGAUCCUUCAGGGAGCGCUCGUCAUGAAACCCAACAUUCAGAGGUUUACAGAGUCCGGGGUGGAGUUCGCCGACGGCUCUGUGGAGGAGAACAUCCACGCCGUGGUCUUCUGUACAGGAUAUAAAGGAACGUUCCCGUUUCUGCCUGCGGCUCUGACCGAGGGGCCACACGGAGAUAUCGCACUCUACAAACGAGUGUUUCCUCCCUCGCUGACUCCGCCCACGCUGGCUGUCAUGGGUUUGUUCCAGACCAAAGGACCCAUCAUGCCUGUGGUGGAGAUGCAGGCCAGGUGGGCAGUGAAGGUGUUCACAGGUCUGAGUCGUCUGCCUCCUGAGGAGAAAAUGCUGGAAGUCAUCGAGUCUGAGAGGAAGAGAAACAUGAAAAGCUAUCCGUGCCCUCGCCUGGCUGCUCUGCAGGUGGAUUACAUCUCUUACCUGGACUUCAUGGCUGACCAGGUUGGAGUUCGACCAAACCUUCUGACGCUCCUGCUGACUGAUCCUGUGCUCUGGAUGAGGGUCUUCUUUGGUCCGGUCUCUCCGUAUCAGUACCGCCUGGUUGGACCUGGACGCUGGGCCGGAGCCCGUCAGGCGAUCCUGACUCAGUGGGAGCGGGUUCAUCAGCCUUUCAGGACAAGAGCAGUACCAGAACCAGACAGCAGGCCGUCUAUGCUCAGCUCACUGUGGAUGCUCAUGUUUGGAGGAUCUGUGGUCACUGCUGUACUUCUGGCUCUGCAGGGUCCAGAUCAGAUUCUGGAUCGAUGUAAGACUCUGAUGAGGGACUCCUGGCUCACUGGAUAAAGACAGGCUGACAUCUGGGUCCAGGAGGAACUUUAGGAAACAGAGGCUCUCAACCGUGUUAAAUGAACAGAGGUUGAUUACUGAACCACAUUUAAAAUAUCCAGAAACAACCAAAGAGGGAGCACAGGACUGAGGAUUUCAGAGUUCUUGUGUGGUUAUUGAAUCUAUCAUUGGAUAACAGCCUUUAGCUGCACCUGGAAACCUGUUUGUAUGUAGAGAGAAAUAAAGUAAGAGCAGCAAAAGUGACAGAAAAGUCAUGAUUUGGAUUACUGGUGUCCUACGAAGUCUGCAGUACUGUGCAGACUUUACAGUGGACUUUCUUUAGUGUUUUAUGGGACGUGCCUGCCAAGAUCUUCUGUGAGUUGAAACACCAAAUAGACUGUAUGACAUAUCCAUAGUGUGAGAUAUAUUUACAUCCAUCCAAAAAAAAUCUACAGUGUCUGGGAACAGCAGAACCUUUCAAAAUAAAACUCAGAGGGUGAUUGGACAAACUUUCUUUCCAUUACAUUUCUUACAGGACAAUAACAGCAACAAAACAUAUUGUGGUGUGAUCAUUCGAUCACUUCUCUGUGUCACAUGUGUUGUCAUUGGCUGUAAAAAGAACCCAACAGGUGUUGUAUGACGUGGUAAAUAUGUACCCGCACCAAGGAGUAAACUCCAUCCCAUGAUCUCAACAGGUAGCUGUUGUCAUCAAUCCAGGAUUGUUCACUAUCAGUGGGGCCAGCCGUUUAAGCCAGGAGAAGAACAUGAACAUCAUUUCCACCAAGAAAAUCUUCCAGUGUGGCUCUUUGCUCUUCUUUAAUGAAGAAAUGUCCACAUCUGAUCAAACUGCUGCUACAGCUGCGUCCACGCUAAUCACUUCAACGGCCGCCAUUGUUUACAGGAUUGGGGUCACUACAGGGAAGCCACGCCUGUAGCUACCGCCUCUUUGUCUUCAAAUGACCCUGAUUGGUCGGGUCAUUUUCUAACCAGAAACAGGAGUACCAGCGCAAAACUUUUGAACAGAGAUCGGCCCCGGUUCUCAGUGCCAAAGGGCCAAACUGUGAGAUAUUCUCAAUUUAACCAUUUUGAUUCUGAAUAAAGUAAUAAAAGGGCGAAUCUUUUGGUUUCAGAACAAUUUAUUAUACCAACAUAUGUUUUUAAACUCAAGUGCAAAUAGAAAUGAUUAAUUUGAUGAGUUAAAAACAAAAUUAAAUCAAUUUCAAGCACAUUUGUAGAUGCAUAGAUAAUAAUUACUGUUUUGUUUUGUUUUUUAAAUAAAGUACUACAGGCUCAAUGCAGGUAAAUAAACAAACACACUAUUUAAAGCCCUAACAUGCAGAACAUUAAAGAAAAGAGAUGUUAAGAGGGAAACAGGACUGGUUUUCAGCAUAGGAAACAGAAGCUGGGUAAGCCGAUCUGUGUAUCAUUCAUUCAUUUAAUAUUUAAUUGAUAAUUGAAUAACAAAUAUUGAAAAAUAGGUCAUUUGUUUUCAUUUCUGAAACGAAAUCGAAUAAUCAAGAAAUGAUGCGUCUUUUUGACUUUUGCUAUUAAUGUUGGAAUCAGAGAAUGUAAUGUGAAAAAACAGGCAGAAGCAGUUUGUAUGAUUGCAAUAUUGGUUUGUGUAACCUGGUGCAGGUGUUGUGCUCAGUAAAGCAUCCUGAAAAUCACGUGCCUAUCGCUGAGGAGUUCACGCUUCCUGGAAUGAUAUACAGAACACAAACAUGGCACUGAGUUCGGGCGCACUGUACUGUGCCUGGGUACGUUUGAGCCUAAAAGUCCAGUACAUUUGACCAGCAUGAGUACACUCCUCUGUGCUUGGACGCGGCAUGCUUCCCCGGCUCCAGCACAGAAGGACAGGGUGGACCAAAGCAUGGCACGAAUGCAAAUGAAGCAGCACAAGUGUGGGAACGUGACUCGAUGCUGGUGUUUGUGUUUAUAGACACUAUAUAUUACCCUAUAUACACGUAUAUUAUGUCUAUGUUUGUACAUCAUUCCAGGAAGCGUGAACUCCUCAGCUAUGGGCAUGUGAUUCUCAGUUUGGCUGUUUGGCUCUGGUGCCUUGUUUCCCAACCAUUCUUCCUUGGAGCCCCCACAACAUGUACUUAAAAAAGCCCCUGCAGGACUCAAGAGAAAAGAAAAAGUGGCAUGCUGCUGUCAAAAAACAACACAGAUUUGAACUGUUUAACUGAUGAAACCCUUGAAAAAGGCCCAUGCAUGCUUUUCUCAUUGACAGACCUUUGUAUGAACUACUUAAUAACUGCUUUAUCAUGGUUUUAGUCAAUAAUUGCAUAUCUGAUUUUGGCAACCUCAGAGUAGACAAAGUCUCACACCCCCCCUAAUAUAUCUGCUCCCCCAGGGGGUUCCAGACUCCAGGUUGAGAACCAGUGUUCUAGCAGGCAUGGCUUCCUUCAAGUUCAGUUUUAGUUGAGCUGGGUUAUAACUCAAAAACGAUGACUAGUUUAAUUCAAGUCUGUGGGAGUGGGUUUGCUGUAGAGUCAGAGUUAGCAUCAUCUCAUUCUGAGUGGCAGCCCCCAGUACCCCGGUACCCGGGACACCAGUUAAAGGUGACACUGUCGCAGCUUCACGCGGACAAUCAAGUGAUGUUUCACACAGCUUAACCCAUUGUUAAUUUCCCACAUGAAAACCAGUCAAAAAUAAUAGUGAGAAGAAAAGAAGAGGAACUUUAUUAUCAUGCCAAUCCUUCCUAACACUGAGGCUGACAUACAGUAAGGCAAAGACUUGGCAAGUAAUCUGCCUGAGGGCUAACCUGACACG